UCGAGAAAUUUUGAAGCACAAGGAAAAUGGAAGAAAAGAAAAUUUUGUGGCUGGCCUUGAUCCUUUACAUGAUCGCUGCACCCGUUUACUGUCGAUAUUACUCUCAAAGCGUGCCAUAUGCAUCCCUGCGGAAGAAAGUUAGCAAGCUCCACUUCUUUUUCCAUGACAGAAUUAGCGGCAAAAAUCCUACUUCUGUCCUUAUAGCUCGUCCUAACAUCACCAAGGAGGAUAAGUCACCAGCGCUGCCAUUCGGCAGCUUAUUUGCCGUUUAUGAUCCGUUAACAGUAGGUCCUGAACCGACAUCUGAGGUCAUUGGUCAUGCAGAGGGACUCUAUGUAUCAUCCAGCCAAGAUGUCUUGACACUAGUAACAUAUCUUGAUUUCGGUUUUACCUCAGGCAGGUUUAAUGGGAGCUCUUUAAGCUUGUUUUCAAGAAAUCCAGUAACAGAGAAGGAACGUGAAGUUGCUGUUGUUGGAGGGAGAGGAAAGUUCAGGAUGGCUAGAGGGUUUGCUCGGCUUAAGACCCGCUUCACAAAUGAAACUGCUAGCGGUACCGUUGUAGAGUGUCGUGCGACUGUGUCCGUGGCUAGCCGUCAGAUUUGGUCGCCGUCCGAUGAGCCCUCCAACCGGCGAUCAACCUCAAAUAGCAUCUACAAAACCGAUCCGAGGUCCAAUUGUCGCGAUACUGCUGGAAAUGCCUCCAAAACUGGGUGGAAGUCCGCUAGCCCUCUGACAUCCGUGGGGAAUGGGCGGGGAGGAGAAGCUCCAGCGACGACCAUUGCAUCCCGGAAAAGUCCGGACGUGGACUCCAAUUCUCCUUCGAAGGAACAGAAGGCAGCAGCUCCCAAAUCCAUGCACAUACAAACGGACUCCUCAAAGAUGGAAAUCUAA
Messenger RNA from Populus nigra (black poplar), 890 nucleotides. Its product is annotated as dirigent protein 4-like. The record is from RefSeq and is a predicted model, not a curated record. The coding region runs from base 27 to 890 and encodes 287 amino acids. NCBI's taxonomy places the organism in Eukaryota, Viridiplantae, Streptophyta, Magnoliopsida, Malpighiales, Salicaceae. The transcript is spliced from 2 exons.